AUGUUGUUCUCUGCCCCUCGUCUCCUUGUUCCUGCGCUCACUGCGUCCUUUCUGUCAGGUUUUACUGUCGCCGAAGACGCCACAUCCAGGGCCCAGACAGCUUUGGACGCCCUCCAGGAGUGGUACAAUAACUCGACUGGACUUUGGAACACGGUUGGCUGGUGGAAUGGCGCCAAUUGCUUGACUGUGAUUGCCGACUUGGCUACCCUGGAUCCAACAGUGAUGGAUACGGCGGACUACGUCUUCAACACCACAUACAACGUGGCCCCUGCCUCGAACCCGGACCCUGGCCCGGAGGUGAAAACAACCAAACGCGACUUUCUUACUCCUCGGGCUAGCAGUGCUGGCAAUGCUUCUGAUUGGCUUGACUCCGCCUAUGACGACGACGGGUGGUGGGUCCUUGCAUGGAUUGCUGCAUACGAUGUUACGGAAGAGACAAGAUACCUGCAUCUAGCGGAGGGAAUUUUCGAGGCUUUGACAAAGGCCUGGGGUACUCGGUGCGGCGGUGGAGGUCUUCCAUGGAACCCCACCAGUACUUACGUUAACGCCAUUACAAACGAACUUUUCCUAUCCGCGGCAGCCCACCUAGCCAAUCGCGUUCCGGCUCGCAAAGGUUACUAUGUGGACUGGGCACAGAAAGAAUGGAACUGGUUCGCGGCCCAAGGGUUUAUGGGGGAGAAUGGUACAAUCAACGAUGGACUGCUAGACAAUUGCGAAAAUAAUGGGGCUACAGUUUGGUCUUACAACCAGGGCGUUGUUCUUGGCGGCCUUGUCGAACUGAACAAAGCCGCACCAAACAGCAGCUAUCUCGAAUCGGCGAAUAAGAUAGCAAAAGUAGCGAUUGAGACAUUGGUUGAUUUGGAUGGGGUACUGCAUGACUUCUGCGAGCCAAAUGACUGCGAACCGAAUGCUACUCAAUUCAAGGGCAUCUUCAUUCGCAAUCUGCUGAUGCUUCAUAGCGUGUCCCCCCAUGACAGUUACAAGAAGGUUAUCACCAGCAGUGCGAACAGCAUCUGGGAAAAUGAUCGCAGUGACCAAAACAGACUUGGUGUUGUAUGGUCAGGCCCGGUUGUUAGCACUGUGGAUCCUUCUACUCACUGCUCUGCUAUGGAUGCACUGGUCGCAGCUAUUGCUGUCUAA
Penicillium longicatenatum is the source of this 1140-nucleotide messenger RNA. RefSeq names its product putative glycosyl hydrolase. The transcript has 3 exons. The record is from RefSeq and is a predicted model, not a curated record. Bases 1 to 1140 code for a protein of 379 amino acids. Gene Ontology annotation, biological process: carbohydrate metabolic process. Lineage: Eukaryota; Fungi; Ascomycota; Eurotiomycetes; Eurotiales; Aspergillaceae.